AUGUCUCAAGGAAUAAAAAACUCUGUUGUGGUAGUAACUGGUGGUGCUUCUGGUAUCGGAUAUGAAAUAGUUUGCAAUUUUCUAGAGAAAGAAGCUAAAAAUGUCAUAUUUCUAGACGUUAAUGAAGAUGAAGGUAAAAAAGCUUUAGAGCUAUUAAGUGCCAAAUACGAUAAUAUACCAUGUGUCACAUGGGAUGAGAGAAUAUCUGAAGCAUUUUUGACAAGAACAAAACAACAUUCCUGGCAGAAUGUGGAUGCAGUUGGGAAAGCAACAAUUGAGGUGUUUGAAAAGGCAGAUAGUGGCACUGCUUGGGUAAUAGAAGGAGGAAACCCUAUAAAAGAAGUGAUAUAUUCUAAUGCUUAUUAA
This is a messenger RNA of Leptosia nina, 366 nucleotides long. Lineage: Eukaryota; Metazoa; Arthropoda; Insecta; Lepidoptera; Pieridae. The record is from the annotation of a GenBank genome assembly.